CAAGCGAAAGAAUUUCCUUCAAUUUUACAUCCAUGUGAAGUCUGGGGAAAAAAAAACAACACACACAAUCGCCUUCGACCGAACGAGAGAGGGACGACGCCAAUAACAGCGGACGCGAAGGGACACCAGGGAUAACUUUGGAUUCGGGAUUUUUAUCCGGCUGAAGUUUGACACAGCCCCCCCUCUCCCCUCUUCCAUGACACAACGGUGUCAUGACUGAACACUUUUCCCACGGAAAAUUGAAAAAAAAGAUAUCACUCGUCUCGGAGUCCUAAGGAAAGUACACUCCGCUGGAGCGUUUUUUUUUCACGGGACACAAAGAGUUUGGAAAAAAUGGAACAUACUUAAUGCAAAAAAAGCUUGCUGAGCAGCGGCAGAUGUGAUUUUUUUUUAACCCCCCCUUCUGGAAACACUCCCAAGGAGAAUAUAACAGACUCUGAGUCGAUGCUUUAAAGCAAUCCAGCACGGACUAUUUUUAAUUACACUAAAAAGGAUUUAGAAUCAUGUUAUUUGGCUAAAAAAAAAGUUGAAUAAUAGUAAGGGAAGCCCAAUGAGUGGGACACAGACAACGCUCACUGAUAGGACACCAAGCAUUCUCAACAAGGAUCCUCCAGAGAGGAAGCUGAAGAACGACAAAUGCGUCUUGCUCAAACACGAGUUCGACCCCACUGGCCUUGUCCAGCGGUGUGUGAUAAUCCAGAGAGAUGAAAAUGGUUUUGGGUUGACGGUGAGCGGAGACAACCCGGUGUUUGUGCAGCUGGUCAAGGAAGAUGGCGCUGCAAUGCGGGCAGGCGUCCAGACUGGAGAUAGAAUCAUUAAGGUUAACGGGACCUUAGUCACACAUUCAAACCACACGGAAGUCGUGAAGCUGAUCAAAUCCGGGUCCUACGUGGCGCUCACAGUGUUGGGGAGGCCUCCCGGUCUCCCACAGAUCCACUUGGAGGAGCACGAGGACGACACGGUGGAUGAGGAAGACGGCGAUGGCCGGCAGUCGGUGCGGAACUCGCCGGGCGAGGACCGACGAGGCUGCGCCUCCUGCAGCCCGGUGGUGCUCCCCCACUCCUCCCUCCUUGACAGGGAUGGAUCAACGGACGGCAGGAACAUGGAAGCUGAGGAGCGGGAUGGAACCGUGUGCUCACAAGGGGGCGCCUUUGGCGACAGGAUGGGUGGCAACGGUACAUCGGACGCCAGCCCCCCGUGCAUUGUGGGUAGCCCACCGUAUCUCCUCAACCGACAGAUCAUCGGGGCAGAAGACGACUACUUUGACUCGCAACAGGAGCAGAUCAGCGGGCAGUGCAGUUGCUUCCAGAGCAUCGACGCGCUCAAGUGUCGGCCUGCGCACCUCGCCGUGUUCCUCCAUCACGUCGUCUCGCAGUUUGACCCCGCUCCCUUGCUGUGUUUCCUGUACGCCGACAUCCACAAGCAAACCAGCGCCAAAGAAAGCCGACGAUUCUUCAUGGAAUUUCACUCCCUCUUUCUUGAUCGCACAGCAAAUCUUAAAGUCCCAAUGCCAGACACAGUCGCAGCAGAGCUUGAGAAGCGCAGAUUGGACUUAAUUCCAGAAGAGGUGUGCAGACAGUGCACGCAAACCUUACAGGACUCGCUGAUGCCGGACUUGCACAAGAACCUGGACGACUUCAGGCAGAAGCGCAGCAUGGGGCUUACGCUGGCCGAGGACGAGCUCUCCAGGCUGGACGCGGACGUCGGGAAAGAGCCGCUGUGCUGGGAGAGGGAAUGCUCGUGUGCCGAGCACAUUCUCUCCAAGAUUGAGGACAUCCUGUUAACAUCUCAGCCCACCGAGGAGGAAAAAUGCCAAACGAUGCAGUACGUCAUCCUCACCUACAUGAAACAUCUGGGUGUGAAAGUCAAGGAGCCUCGCGGCCUGGAACAGAAACGAGCGCGCAUCAACUUCCUGCCCAAGAUUAAGAAGAGCAUCAAGGCCGACAAGGAAGGUGAAGAGAAGGUGAAAAAGCCUCGUUUUCCCAACAUACUCGUGCCGCAACGUCGUCUGAGCAGAGUCGACUCCACUUCAGUGGGCAAAGCCAUGGAGGUGAACAGGCAGCGUUCCCCAAAGCUCCUCUCACAAGCAGCUUUCGGCAUUCCCGAUCCGCCCGACUCGUCCCCCUCAAACUCCGGAAGGAUCCGCGCCAAUCAACCCGGCGAGGGUUCCGACGUUUUGAGCGCCUCGUCCACUCACAGCUCGCCCACCACGUUGACCUCGGACACCAGCGGGCAAGACUCGGACACCAAUGUGUCCCCGUUCUGCACCCAACCCCGAUUGGGCGAGGUUUUGGCGUGCGGCGACAACCAAGAUGGCGUCUGCAGCCCCGCCACAAUGCAGUUUGACUUCAGCCCUUCCAACCUGGAGCACUUACAGGAGGAGGGAGACCAUGACGCCUACAGGAUGGAAGUGCAGUGCGCGGCGAGCGCGGCGGACGUCCCGAGCGAGGACGAGCAGACGUGCGAGGCGGCGGGCGAGGACGACCCGCUCAACUGGCAGCGCCUGGUGAGCCACGACCUGCUGGCCGUGCUCACGCCGCAGGAGAUCAAGCGGCAGGAAGUCAUCAACGAGUUGUUCUACACGGAGCGGGCCCACUUGCGCAUGCUGAAGGUUUUGGACGGCGUGUUCUAUCAGCGGCUGAGCAGGGACGCCAUCCUACCCCCGGACGACGUAAAGAGCAUCUUCGCCAACCUCGACGACAUCAUUCAGCUGCACGUUUCCUUCACGGAGCAAAUGGCGGCGAUCAGGAAGAGGAGCGAGACGUCCGUCAUUGGUCACAUCGGAGAGGAUCUCUUGGCCUGGUUCAGCGGCGAGGAAGAGGAGAAGAUAAGACGUGCGGUGGCAACUUUUUGCAGCAACCAACCGUCUGCGCUGGAGCUCAUCAAGAGCAAGAAGAAGAAGGACCAGAGAUUCACUUUGUUCAUGCAGGCGGCCGAGAGCAACCGCCUGUGUCGUCGUCUGCAGCUGAAGGACAUCAUUCCCGUGGAAAUGCAGCGAGCCACCAAGUACCCGCUCCUCUUGGAGAAGAUUGCCAAGUACACAGAGGAUGAGGAGGAGGCAGAGAAGGUGAAAAAAGCGGGAGAAUGCUGCAGGCAAAUCCUCAACCAUGUCAACCAGGCAGUCAAAGAGGCUGAGAACAAGCAGAGGCUGGUGGACUAUCAGAAAAGGUUGGACAUCUCGUCACUAAAACCCAACGAGAACCCGCUGAUCUUGGAGCUGCGGAAUCUGGACCUGACCAAGAGGAAGAUGGUCCACGAGGGACCGCUUUCAUGGAAAGUCAACAAAGACAAGAGAAUCGAUCUGUACACGCUCCUGCUGGAGGACAUUCUGGUGCUGCUGCAGAAGCAGGACGAGCGUCUGCUGCUCAAGUUCCACAGCAAGAAUGUGGCGACCAGCGCCGCCGACUCCAAGCUCAGCUUCAGCCCCGUCAUCAGACUCAGCACCGUGCUCGUCCGACCCGUCGCCACCAACAAAAAGUCCUUCUUCGUGCUGUCCAUGUCAGAAAACGGGGCGCAGAUCUACGAGCUGACGGCUCAGAGCGUGUCCGACCAGAGGACGUGGCAGUGUCUGAUCACGCAAUGCGCCGACGCCAUCAAGGCCAAUUCUCAGAGCAGCGACCUGCCGACGACGCCAAGCCAAGGUGACCAGGAUGCCAUUGAAAUCAUAAAUUGUGAGAUGGACAAGCCCAGCAAAGACGGCGACAUUUCAGAAUCGUCGGACAUUCUGGCCAAGCCCGCGACAAACCCGUUUAACGCAGCAAGUCGGAGGACGAGGAGGAGGCCGAAGAGGAGGCGGAGCGGGAGCCGGAGGAGGCCGCGGAAUCUGGAGCGGAAAGACGAGGAGGGAGAGGUGGAUGAGGAAGAGCUGGAGGCCUUCCUGGAUGCUCAGCUGGAAGAGGAUGAGGACGAGGAGGCAGAGGCAGACGCAUCGUCCUCGUUGUCCAAGGCUGAAGAAGCUCUCAGGACGUUGGUGAUGCUGAAGCAGCUGCUUUUCAACCACAUGAUGGACGACUCGGACAAGGAGGUGACGAAAAAGACGCCGCCCCCGUGUCGGCCCGACGCUCGCGUCGACGGCGGCUCGUGCCAAAGCUUCCCAAAGUACGACAGCCAAUCCGAACGUAACGGGGCUCUCAAUCCGGGCGGGGGUUGCGAGGAGGGCGAGGCGGAGGACAGCGCUGACGGGAUGGACAUGAGCAAGCUCCUGUCGUCAGAGAACGGCGGCAGACCCAACCUCAGCAGACGCCUCAUGACGCACCUGCGCCUCCUCCAGGCUGACCUGCAGUACCUCAAGGAAGUGGAGCUGAAGUACAAAGAGGUGAAAGGGACACCGACUGACACGCCGACGGACUCGGACAACGACGGGCUUCAUUAAGGACAACCUUGCUGUUUUUCUGCCACUUUUUGGGUCCUGAAUGCAAUAUUUUUUUAUUUUUUAUUUUCCCUCUCUCACUGCUGUCAAGCUACCAAACACUGAAGUCACGUGAUAAUAUUCACUGUGGACAAUACCACUGCAGUUCUUUUAUUAUUUUUUAUUUUUCUUACACUGGACACUUGCCAAGUACAAAACCUCGCGGAUGCAACUCCAUGCUAAAUUUUUCUCUAGCUUUGGGUACAUUAUUGCUAUUAAAAAUAAAACUAACAAGCUGUAAGACUGCAUGUGACGAAAAAAAAAAAAAACAUGUAAACCUUUGAACAAAAUUGUGGUUAAAUCUUGUAAAUUAACUUAAGAUGAGAAUUUUUUCUAUCAGGUAUUCAUAUUGUAACGCAAAAAGACGCUAAUAAGACACGCAGUAUUAAUCAUCUUUUAGUUGUUUAUCAUGUCAUAUUUAUUUUUCUCUGUGCAAUGUAAAUCAUCUCCUGUUAAAUAAAAAGACAAGGAUAUUUUU
Messenger RNA from Syngnathoides biaculeatus (alligator pipefish), 4886 nucleotides. Its product is annotated as rho guanine nucleotide exchange factor 12-like. Gene Ontology annotation, molecular function: G protein-coupled receptor binding; guanyl-nucleotide exchange factor activity. Lineage: Eukaryota; Metazoa; Chordata; Actinopteri; Syngnathiformes; Syngnathidae. The record is from RefSeq and is a predicted model, not a curated record. Gene Ontology annotation, biological process: G protein-coupled receptor signaling pathway. Gene Ontology annotation, cellular component: cytoplasm.